Brassica napus (rape) is the source of this 1215-nucleotide messenger RNA. RefSeq lists its product as uncharacterized. The record is from RefSeq and is a predicted model, not a curated record. The transcript has 3 exons. The coding region runs from base 1 to 1215 and encodes 404 amino acids. NCBI's taxonomy places the organism in Eukaryota, Viridiplantae, Streptophyta, Magnoliopsida, Brassicales, Brassicaceae.
AUGGCUAAGGAUUGGAAAGUGUAUAUCCCUCAAGAAUACAUCCGUUUGGUGAUGGAUUUUGAGAAAUUGAGGAUGUAUCCUUGGGGUCUUCGCGCUUAUGAUGAGCUGAUUGCAUCAAUACUCAGAGCAAGAGAAGAUGUGCAUACGAAGAACAGCUACGUGUUGGAUGGAUUCUCAAAUGUGUUUCAGAUAUGGAUUAUGGAGGCAAUUCCAGACAUUGGUUCUAUGGGAGAGGUGUUCACAUUUAUAUCAUCUACUGGUGAUUUCGAUGUGAUUGAUAAUACUGAGUUCCUUAGGGAAGAUGAAAAGAAGGACGAAAGAGUUGGUCGUAUUGUUGAAUUGAUCAAUGCCAAACAAGAUUGGACGCAUUUCGAUUGGGAAGUUGAGUCUUUGCCUGCAUAUAUGGACCUUUCUGAUUCAGAACAAGAUGAACCGGCUGAUGUUGCAGAGGAACCGUCUGUUGUUGCAGAGGAACCGACUGUUAUUGCAGGGGAACCGGCUGUUGCUGCGAAAAGAGGCAAGCGCAAGCUAAUUGAUCCUGGUGCCGAGUCUCGAAAGAAACAACUGCUUUGUCAACGUGCGGCUGAACACAACAGUGGUGUCCCUAGUGAAAUGAAGACCUUCAUUGAAGAUUUGUUCACCGCUUCUUUCAACUCUUUUAAGGAAGUGGUGCAGAAGGACAUCCAUGAGCGUUUUGACAACGUUGCCAAUGAGGUGGCUCAACUCAAGGAACAAGUCUCUCAGAUUAAGGGUCUAUCGGAUACAGUGGGAAAAGGCAACGCAUCUGAGAUUCUGUCUCCUUCAGCAACACUUGGGAAAGACCAAGGACCAUCAUCUCAUAGUACGGGUCCUCCCGCAGCAAAGGGAAAAGGCAAGGCAUCUGCAAAUGUGGAUCCUCGGCCAGUAAGAGAGAAUUUGACCAAAUCAUCGAGAUGUGUAGAUAAGGGGACCCAAGACACUUUACAAGAAGCCAUGGGAAACUUUUCUCAAGCAUCUCAUGUUAAAGGUUUUGAUCCUUCACAACAUCUGGAUGGUGAUGAACCAGCUGACUUUGCCACUCCACUGUCUUCAUUUAAGCCUGCGGAUUGGAGACCACCUACUCUGAAAGACGUGGACUCACAUGAGGACCGGAUACAUGAUCCCGAUUACUCACUAGUGUUUGUCCCUGAGGAAUUAUGGGCCAAACUUGUUGACUGGACCAAAACUUUCAAGUAA